AUGGCUGGAGACUGGAAUGCAAGAAACACCAUCUGGGGUGACAAAAAUAUGAACGAAAGAGGAGUCCUCCUACACAAUUGGGUUGAAGAUGCUGGAAUACAAAAUAAAACAGCCUUGUACACACCGAUCAAGCCAACUUACCCAAGUGCCGGUUCGUUCCUAGACCACUGUCUAGCUGACUCCAGAAUCACACUCAGAGGACUAAUAACCGGAAAACUGAUCAUUCUUCCGUAUGAUAGUGAUCAUAAUGCUAUCAGUUUCAUAAUUGACUACAAUAACUUUCUAAAAGAGAUCCCGAGUACAACACCUCCAUCUGCAAGAUAUAAUUACAAAAGAGCCAACUGGACCAGGUUUGCUGAUUACUUAGAAGAUAAUAUUACCGAACACCUACCUCAUGACAGAAAUUUAACAAUAAAUGAAAUAGACACCAAUAUACUGAAACUGGAAAAUUACAUACAGGACGCGAUCUCUGCAACAAUUCCCAUAAUUAAAGAUAAUAUCAAAAAGGGCUGCCAAAGGUACGUCAACCACAAAAUCACUAAGCUCCAUAAGUAUAAAUCAGCGCUGGUAGCAGAACUGUUCAAAAAUAAAGACAAUAAAGACCAAGUUAAGGCUGUAAUAAAGAUGGUUAAUAAGCAGUUGAUAAAAGAAUUCAGAAACUCUGAAACAGCUUACUGGGAAGGAUUGGCCAAAAAUAUCAACUAUAGAGACUCAUCUAAGUUCUUUCCAAACAUCAACAGACAUUUUAGAUACAAAGAACCGCCGCGUAUAGAAACAUUAAAAAUUAACAAAAAUAGUCCAUUAAUCUCUGAUCUCACGCUGAAUAAUACCAGACCAGCUGAAGAUAAUAACAAUACCAAUUACAUCAUUGAACAGCCAAUUAUAAAACUGAACAUCAUUGGUAAAUAUUUCGAAUCUAUCAAUUCACCAAGAUACACAAACCAAGGCACACCGAUCAAACACCUGGCAGAUGCAGCAGCAGAAGACAUAAAAUCAAGAGUAGAUAGUCUCAGAAGAUUCAACAACACACAUACCAACUUCUUAAAAACAAAUCCAGCCCACUACCCAACGCAGAAUCAGGAGUCUCCAAAUUACUUACAUACAUAUAUUCAUGUUGCCCUCACUCUAAAGACAGCCAAAAAUAAAACCUCAUCAGGUAUAGACAAUAUACCGAUGAUAGUCCUGAAGCGUCUACCAAUUUCAGUAGUCAAAGAUUAUACCAUAAUCUUUAACAAUUGUUUCAACCAUUCUUACUAUCCAACUCGAUGGAAGAAAGCCAAGGUCAUACCAAUAAAGAAAAAGGAUAAAGAUCACUCCAAACCAGCAAGCUACAGACCAAUUAGUCUUACUGUCAACAUUAGUAAAAUCUUCGAGAAAUUAAUCAAGACCCAGCUCAUGAAUCACGUAAAUGAUAACAACAUUCUUCCUGACCAGCAAUAUGGAUUCAGAGCAAGACACUCUACUGUCCACGCGAUAAAUAAAUUUGCAUCCGACAUAAAUAGACAUCUAUUAAACGGUAAACUAGUUGGUACUGCACUCAUAGAUCUCGAAAAGGCGUUCGACUCUGUUUGGUUGAACGGCCUUAUUUAUGUCUUAAUACAAAUGAAUUUUCCUGUGACUCUAAUCUUGCUGAUUUACGAUAUGAUCCACGGUAAAUCUUUCAUCGUCUGGGAUGGUGUCAACCUAUCAACACUAAUAUUUAAUAUAUUAGAGGGACUUCAGCAAGGGACCGUAACUUCACCAAUACUCUUCAUCAUAUUCACUAGCAAGAUCCUUAAUAAAUUCGGCCUAAAUACUGGUAAUAACACCCAUAGCGGAGCAUAUGCGGAUGAUGAAGUAGUAUACGUGGCAGACAGCAAGAUAACAACAAUUCAAGACAAACUAACAAAAAUAGUUCAUGAUAAAUAUCACUGCUAUAAGUUAUGGAACCUGAAAAUGAACCCGGACAAGAGUGAGACAAUUUUAUUCAGAAAGACUGUAAACGAGAUCACUCCUUCCACAGUCCAACUGAUUAAGACAUUCCAGAUCACCUUUACGGAUAACGACACAGGCGAAGUAUUUAACAUACCAAAUAAAAACACGGUCAAAUAUCUGGGAAUCCACUUUGAUUAUCUGAUACGAAUGAACAAACAUCAUGCUAUCCAGCUGAAAAAAGCUAAAAAUGCGUUCAGAGCAAAUUCCCGGAUAUUCUAUGACAGAAACAUACAAACCAAAGCUAAGUUGAUAUGUUAUCAACUUCUAGUCAGGCCUAUCUUCAGUUACGCUGCCCCAAUAUGGUGGAAUGUUGGCCCAUCGGUCAUGGAGAAGUACCGCAAAUUCGAGAGAUCCUGCAUAAAAGCCUGCUUAGGUAGAUACAGAUCAGCUGAGUCUAAUUACAUCAAGCGACUUAGCAACAAAGAAAUAUACGACCAAGCAGACAUUACCAGGUUCGAUUGCUUCUGCCUCACUCUCACAAGGAACUACUUUAGUACAAUGUACGAAAUUGGUAAUGACACCAUCAACAAACUGAAGGUGGAGAACACCGAACAGGUGAGAAGGAUGGCCAAAAGCAAUUAUAGUCCACCAGAGCUAUUUACCAACCUUGACCGUAUGGGCUGCAUACAAAAUGAGUAUAAUGUGCCUAUCAUAUACCACAUAAGAAGGCACUGUGCAAGAAAAGCCAUAUUUACUGAUAUGGAACAUCUACCACCAGAGUCCAUAGUAUACUCGACCGCACUCCCGACCAGAGAUCACGAUAGCCUGGACAGGCUAAAUGAAAAAUACUGGUGGCUUCAGGGUGAAGCGAAACACCUAGACGAAUUACGAAGGAGAGCAAGAUUUAAGAAGCAGCAAAACCAACAACAACAAAGAGUACAACCGCUCUUAAAUAGCCGGAGAUCUCAUAGGCAGUAA
Messenger RNA from Microplitis mediator, 2892 nucleotides. RefSeq lists its product as uncharacterized. Gene Ontology annotation, molecular function: catalytic activity. The record is from RefSeq and is a predicted model, not a curated record. NCBI's taxonomy places the organism in Eukaryota, Metazoa, Arthropoda, Insecta, Hymenoptera, Braconidae. The transcript has a single exon. The coding region runs from base 1 to 2892 and encodes 963 amino acids.